AUGUUCCGACGCGCCGCGGCCACGUGCGUCGUCGUCGCGGCCGUCGCCGCCGCCGCGCGCGGCGCCGCCGCGGCGCCGCUCGGCGAAGGCAGCGAGGUGCUCCUCCCCGGCCCGGACUUCGCCGCGCCCGUCGGCGACGGCGACGGCGUCGCCGUGGCGGCGCGCGGCGCGGCGCCGCGGCGCCUGUCGCUCGGCGCGCUCCUGGCGCCCCUCCACGAGGCGCUCCGCGGCGUCUGGGCCGCGCCCCACGUGCUCCUGCGCGACGGCGCCGGCGCGCGCGACCGCGCGCGCGAGUCGGAGCUCGGUGCGCGGAAUCGCACCGUCGGCGACUUCCUCGCCUUCCUCGAGGCCGGCCGCGUGUCCGGCGUGCUCCUCCUCGAGGCGCUGCCGCCGGGCGCCGCGCGCGCCUUCUACGACGACGCGCUCCUCGGCGGCGGCUGGUCGGGCGGCUGCGCGGCGUGCUCGGCGCACGUCUACGUGAGCCCGCCGGGGCUCUCCGCGCUCCGGAACCACACGGACGCGACGCCCGUGCGCGUCUUCCAGCUCACCGGGGCCAAGGACUGGCGCGCCUGCGCCGCGGCGCCGGCGCCGGCGCUCGCCGUGCCGCUCGACUUCGCGGCGAAGCUCGGCACGUGCGCGACGUACGACGCGGGCGAGAUGGCCGACGCGACGUCGGACCGCGCGCUCGGCCUGCUCGACUGCGCCUCCUUCUCCCUCGCCGCGGGCGAAUCGGUCUCGGUGCCGCGGCGCACGGUCCACGCCGCGCGCGCGGCCGCCGGCGCGCCGUCCGUGCACGUCACCGUCGGCUUCCGCGACGACGCCGCGGCGCCCGCGUGCGCGGCGCCCGGGGGCGGCGGCGGCGACGACCUGCCCGACGGCCGCCGCCUCGACUGCGUGGACAGCAACGUCGAGAGCUACGCGACGUGCUGCCCCGCCGGCACGCACCGCGCCGGCACGGGCCGCUACGACGCGGGCUACGACUGCGACGAGUCCUGCGACCUCUUCGGCGGCCUCUGCGACACGUCCUGCGACGGCUGCAACGGCUGCAGCGGCUGCCCCGCGGGGUCCUACAGCGGCGCCUGCGCGGUGGCCUGCGCGUCGUGCGCCGCGGGCACCUACCAGCCCUCGGCGUGGCAGGCGGCGUGCCUCGCGUGCCCCUCGGGCUCCUACCAGUCGAGCGCGACGAACUACGCGACGGCGUGCACGACCUGCCCCGCGGGGACCUUCGCGGCGGGCGGCGCCGCGUCGUGCUCGGCCUGCGCCGCGGGCUACUACACGGCCGGGGGCGCCGCGGAGUGCUCGAGCUGCGCCGCGGGGACCUACGCGCCGACGACGGGCUACGGAAGCUGCCUCGCCUGCCCCGCGGGCUCCUACGCGGCCGCGGCCGCCGCGUCCUGCGCGGCCUGCCCCGCCGGGACCUACUCGUCCGCCGGCGCCGCGUCGUGCUCGAGCUGCGCCGCGGGCUCCUACGCGGCCGCGGGCGCCGCGUCGUGCUCGAGCUGCGCCGCGGGGACCUACGCGCCGUCGACGGGCUACGGGAGCUGCCUCGCCUGCCCCGCGGGCCACAGCUCGCACGCGGGCGCGACGUCGUGCUACUCGUGCGCGGCGGGGACCUACGCCGCGGCCGAGGGCUCCGCGUCCUGCGCCGACUGCGCCGCGGGCUCGUCCCAGGGCGCGGACGGCCAGGCGUCCUGCGCGGCCUGCGCCGCCGGGAGCUACGCCGGCGCGUCGGGCGCGACGGCCUGCGCGGCCUGCGCCGCCGGGACCUCCUCGUCGGCCGGCGCGAUCGCGUGCGGCGCGUGCGCCGCGGGCACCUACAGCCUCGCCGGGUCGCCGGCCUGCGCGACCUGCGGCGCCGACGGCCACUGGGACGUCGACGUCACGGGCGUGCCCGCGCGCGACGACUGCGCGUGCGAGGACGGCUGGACGGGCUACGACUGCGACAUCGUCGAGUGCGCCGAGACGCUCCACGCCAUGUCGCUGGGCCUCAUGCUCGUCGAGGCGUCCUGGCCCGAGCCGACGCGGACCAUGUCGAACGCGCGGGUGACGUGGGCCGCGAUCCUCCGCGCGGCGGACCUGAACGCGGACGAGGUGCUCUCGGGCGACGAGCUCGCCUACGCGCUCGCCUGGAAGUCCGUCGACGUGCCCGCGGGCGUGGCCAACGUCUGGAGCCGCCAGAGCCACGAGGCGGGCCGGCCGGGGACCUGGACGCGCCUCUUCGAGGGCGACGUGUCCAUCUCGGAGAUGAUCGCGGACCUCGUCGCGUACCGGACGACGCCGACGCUCAAGUUCGGCGCGGACACGUACGUCGACGGCGCGACGUCGCUCGCGGAGCUCGGCGUGACGUCGAUGAACGCGACGUACCCCGACCCGGCGUGGGCCGAGGCCGAGUGCGCGGCGCGCGAGGACGGGUCGGGCACGACGGGCGUGACGGUCGCGUGGACGCUCCGGGCCGACAUGGUCGGCGCGCUCUACCAGCAGUGCGCCUUCGUCAACGGGGCCCAGAUCGGCGACGCCGGCGGCUUCUUCGACUCGCUCGUCGACGGCACGGACUGCGACGGCGGGCGCUGCGAGUUCCACGACGCGCGCGGCAUCGCCGCGGGCAACCGGAAGCGCGUGCUCUGCGUCGAGGUCGACUUCUGCGCGUCGGCCGACGCCUGCGACGCCGAAUCGGUGGACACGCUGCUCACGGCGACGCGCUGCGCGACGGCGCUCGCCUACGACGGCGCGCCCGCGGACGUCGUCCCCGCGCUCGAGGACUUCUGGGGCGUCACGUUCUCGUGGCUCGACACGAGCCUCGACGAGGCGGGCUUCUACGUCUUCCGCACGGCCGGCGACGAGGCGAGCGCCGCGGCGAGCCCCGUGCUCAUCGCGCAGGUGCCGACGCCGAGCGCGCGCUGCGGCCGCUUCUUCAGCCCCGUGGCGUUCAACGACCGCGACACGGGCCAGAACCCGGGCACCGUCGUCCAGUACACGGUCGCCACGGUCGACGCCGCCGGCGCGGUGCUCACGGCCGCGACGGUCGAGUUCACGUCGCCCUGGCUCUCGGAGCUCGAGGUCGCCGUCGAGACGGAGAGCGAGGCGCCCGUCGAGGGCGUCACCGUCGCCAUCUCCCACCUCACGAGCGAGGGCGACCGCGACGCCAAGUACGACCCCCUCGUGUCCGGCGUCACGAACGUCUUCGGCGUCUACGUCGUCGAGCUCCGGGUCACGGACUACGAGUGGCAGGCGCAGUCGCAGAACAUGGUCGCGGUCUGCUCGAAGACGUCGGCGACGUCCGCGGGCGCGGUCGUCGAGCACGUCUUCGAGCCGGCGGAGCAGCGGUUCUCCCAGCGCCACUUCCGCGAGAACGUCGUCGAGAUCGUCGACGAGACGUCCGUGUCCGUGACGGGCUACGUGCGCUACAACUUCACGGACGCGCCGGGCAGCGGCGGCGCCUGGGACAGCGGCUGCCCGCACCGCGACGGCGCCGCCCGCUGCUACUGCCCGCUGCCCCACAAGGCCGUCACGGUCAAGGUCGAGGACGACCAGGGCACGGUCACGGACGUCGCGCCGAACGAGGCCGGCUACUUCGCCACGGGCGUCACCUACGGCCACCGCUACAAGGUCUACCUCCAGGCCUUCGAGGGCGAGGACGGGUCCGCGACGCGGGCCCACGAGUUCCGCAUGACGAGCGACGCCGGCGACCUCGCCGUCGACGCGGUCGCGGAGGGCGCCGCGCCGCUCCUCGACUUCUUCGCCGACGCGGACGUGGCGAUGGAGUUCGUGCACGCGGAGUCGACGCGCCUCGACGCGCGCGUCGUCGGCGGCGACGGAGCGGCCGCCUUCGCCACGGGCCAGCUCGUCGAGGCCUACCACGGCGAGUGCGGCUUCACGCAGACGCUGCGGACGCACGAGGGCUACGCGACGGCGCUCCUGCCCGCGGCGGGCGCCUUCGACGUGACGCUCGUCGCCGGCGCGCGCGCGGAGGCGCUGCCGCCCUGCGCGUCGCUGGCGCUCGAGGACGUCGUCGACCCCUACGCGGCCGCGGCCGUCGCGUCGUGCCGCGUCGAGAUGCCGCGGGGCGUCGGAUCCGAGACGCGGCCCUGCUUCGACGGCGGCUUCGACUACGUCGACGAGUUCUUCGACGCCGUCGGCGACGCGGAGCGGUCCGUGACGCUCGCGGCGCUCAACGGCACGGAGACGAUCACCUACGCCUUCGCGGCGAACCUCUGCGUCGAGGGCGUCGCCAUCGCGCCCAAGGCGGGCACGGCGCUCCAGGCGCUCUUCGGCGCGCACGCCGGCCCGCGCGAGGUGCCGCUGCCGGGCGACGAGGCGCUCCUGCUCGUGCCGCCGCUCCCCAUCGAGGGGCCCGAGGUCUACGGCUCCGCGUGCCCCGACGCGACCACGGCCAUCUUCGUCGAGGACGACGAGUUCGACCUGAGCUUCGAGCUCGGCGAGUACUACCCGAACACGCUCGGCCUGCGCUGGCCCUGGGACUACUUCGAGAGCGACGGCGUCACGCGGACGGCCCAGGCCUACGUCGUGACGCAGCCCUCCGCGGCCCACGCCGUCGACGUCGCCGUCUUCGACGGCAUCUCGAAGACCGACGGCGUCUCGGGCGUCUACGACGCGUCCGCGUCGGCCCACGGCUUCGUCCACGCGGUCGCCGCCGCGGACCCGAACCCCUUCGCGCCGUUCACGCUGGGCAUCGAGGUCCAGUUCUCGCGCGACGUCGACGGCGCGGCGGCGACGCUGUCGCGCAGCGCCAUCGUCCUCGGCGUGCUGCCGGACGACGUGCCCCAGACCUUCGCGAUGACGACGGAGCCGACGCUCGUCUGGACGAUCCUGCGCGACCCGCCGGGCGGCGCGUCCACGGCGACGCUGGAGCAGGGGUCCGAGGUUGGCACGUCCAUGGGCAUCGAGGGCAUGCACAGCGGCACCUUCGAGCGCGGCGACGACUGGGGCCUGACCCAGGGCGCCGGCGCGGACCUCACGUCGGCGCUCGAGCCGCUCGGCUUCGGCGUGCAGACGUCCAUCUUCCAGAUCGGCUACACGACGGGCGCGGCGCACGGCGCCGUCAAGCCCAUCAUCGGCGUCGAGCGCGGCUCGUCGCAGAGCUUCGACUUCAGCUUCGCCUUCGACUUCGCCGUGUCGACGUCGGAGGAGCCGACGAUCGCGGGCCAGGCGUCGGACCUGAUCCUCGGCGGCGGCGCGAACCUGCGGGUGCUCACGGCCAUCGAGAUCGCGCUGGCCGGGUUCACGCUCGAGAGCGUCGCCCUCUACGAGGAGGGCGACCCCCUCUGCGUCGCCGGCAACACGACGUACGAGUGGCUGCCGACGCAGGUGACGACGUACCUGCUCACGGCCUACGAGGUCGAGCACACGAUGGACCGCCUCGCGGCGCUCGACCAGACCGCGGCGACGGGCCUCGCCAUCGAGAACUGGGUCGCCGUGCUGGCCAACUACCGCGCGUCGACGUUCUCGAACGCGGAGGUGCUCCAGCACACGCUCGACUUCACGCUCGACGCGAUGAUCGCCAAGUUCGCGGACUUCCAGGCCGAGACGGAGGGCGCGGACUCCGCCGACGACACCAUGAUCAGCUACCUGACGAACGGCAUCGGCCGCAUGGAGAGCGUGCGGUCCCAGGCGUCCUACGAGGAGAUCUCGCCGAACCCCGCGUCCAUGCUCCUCCACACGAUCACGCACGCCUCCGAGGCCGUGUCCGACUUCAACGACGUCGACGUCGCCGAGGUCCACAAGCUCACGGAUCACGUCUGGCGCCACGUCCGCGAGUCGCGCGCGAACUGCCAGGGCUCCGACGCCUUCGGCCUCGGCCGGCUCUGCGAGGACAUCCCCGCGCUCGAGUCCAAGGCCGCGGUCGUCCACGAGGCCAUGGGCCUGUGCGACUUCGAGAGCGACGUGCCCGCCGUGGCGGCCUUCUGCGACCCGGGCGCGGACGGCGGCUACCUCCCGCGGUCGCCACUCGACUUCCUGUCCAGCGACUCGAAGCUCGUGACCUUCUCGGGGGGGAGCGUGCUCGAGAUGUCGUGGUCCAUCGGCGAGACGCGCGGCCGCGAGUCGACCGUGGGCUACAGCCUCGAGGCGUCCGACGAGUACAGCGGCGAGUCCCAGUUCUGCAUGGCCCUCGGCCGCCGGCUCGCGGCGGGCGACCGCGCGCGGCGCGCCGCGUUCCACGACCCGCUCGCGCGGCGCCGGCUGUCGGCGUCGAUGGCGAACGUCGCCAAGAGCGCGCAGAAGGCGGCGGCGGCGGACGCCGCCGAGGCCGCGGACGCGGCCCAGGCGGCCGUGGACGCGAAGAAGGCGACGGCGGAGAUGACGGGCUGCCGCCGCCUCGCGGGCCGGGACCUCGGCGCCGCGCUCGGCCAGGUCGACGCGCCCGGCGCCGCGGCCGCGGAGGGCAUCGCGCGGCUCGACGCGUAUCUCCGGGCGACGCUCGCGGCGCGGGCCGCGGCGGCCGAGGCCGCGCUCCGGCGGUCGCCCUGGGGCCGGCGGCGCCUCGGCAUCUCCUUCGGCGUCAACUUCAACUCGUUCUCGUCCGCGUCCGUGUCCGUGAACAUGGGCCGGUCGAACGCGAAGGAGCACUCGCGGAGCCACACCGUCGCCAUCGCCUUCAGCGACGGCGAGCCCGGCGACUUCUUCGCCGUCAAGGUCGAGGGCGACAGCCACUACGGCACGCCCAUCUUCACGACCAUGGGCGGCCUGUCGAGCUGCCCCGGCGAGACGGGCACGACGAAGGUCGACGACCGCGUGACCAUCGCGAAGAUCGAGUACCACUGCGACCCCUCGAGCUUCGUGCCGUCCGCGGACUGCCGCGACAACCUGCCGGGGUCCACGGUCGCCGUGGGCGUCAUCGUGCAGAACCUCAGCCCCGCGUGGACCGUCGUGACCUACCAGCUCAUGCUCGGCGGCGACUACGCGUCCGCGGACCCCUGGUUCGACGGCAUGUACCACUACACGGACGAGCGCUGCGGCCGCGAGGGCGCGUCGAACGGGCUGAACGUCGAGGUCGCCGGCGACCCGGUGCGGCCGCCCGGCUACACGCUCGACGAGAUCCCCUACGGGCAGACCGAGGUGCUGCUCCUCGUGUCCGAGGUCGACUGCCACGAAUACGUCGACAUCCCCGUCAAGGUCGUGAGCGAGUGCGAGUUCAACGGCGACACCUACCAGAACGACCCCUACCAGUACCUCACGGAGCUCGACACGUCCGGCGCGUCGUCGUCGUCGUCGGGCCUCGCGGUCGUGCACCCGGUCUGGGUCCCGGACGACCUCGCCUUCGACGAGGACACGCUCCCGGGCGGCCUCGCGGGCGACGAGGCGACGUUCAGCGUCCACUGGAUCGCCGCGACCUGGGCGCCGACGCCGACGGAGCCGCCGACGACGGCCGCGCACUUUUCGGAGGCGGCCGCGGGCACGCGCGCGCCGUCGGAGAACCCGAACGUGCCGACGCUGUCGACGGCGCCGUCGCUCGCGCCCACGACGCCGUCGCCGACGAAGGCGCCGAGCAGGUCCAUGGUCGCCUUCAACCUCGUCCUCGAGGUCGGCUACGAGGCCGUCGGCGCGACGGCCGCGGCGUACUGCGCCGCCUACGAGGCCGUGGGCCUCGACGCCAUCCAGGAGGCGCUCGUCGCCUCGUACGUCGAGGCCGAGUUCGCCGUCGCGCUGCCCUACCCGCCCUACGCGCACUGCGACCCGCUCGCCGCCGCCGCGGCGCCGGCCGGCGGCGGCGCGAACGCGACGGCGACGGCCGUGCCGUCGCCCCGCCCCAACGCCACGGUCCACGUCGACGUCGACCUGACCAUCGGCAUCGUCCUCUACGCGACGGACGUCAUCGACCGCGACGCGGGCGAGACCUUCGGCACCGUCGAGGCCGAGCUCAACGACAUGAUGGCGGCCAAGGUCGCGAGCGGCGCCUGGGACGCGGACCAGGCGGCCCACGCCGCGGGCGCGGCGGCGACGGACCCGCCGUCGCCCGCGCCGUCCGCGGGCGCGGCCGCGAACGGCACGGGCGGCCGCCGCGGCCUCCAGGCGGGCGACAGCCUCGGCGACCUCCUCGCCGGGUCGACCGUCGAGGACGUCGCCGUCGGCGCGCUCGUGACCAUGUCGCCGAGCGCGACGCCGACGACGGCCGGGCCGACGGCCACGCCGACGACGGCCGAGCCGUCGCGCGCGCCGACGCGCUGGUCCCAGCUCCACGCGGGCGACGACGAUCGACGGCCCUUCUACGAGGACGGCUUCCUCCUCGGCCUCAUCGCCGGCGCGUUCCUGCUCGGCUGCCUCACGGCCGGCGCCGCCGUCCACGCGCUCUCGCGCCGCGCGCCCGCCGCGGCGCCGGACGCGAAGAAGCAGGUCGAGCUCCCGACGUUCGGGACGACGGCGUCGGCCGCCGCGCGCAAGUUCUCCACGGAGCAGACGGACACGGCGUCGAACCCCAUGCGCGCCGGCCACCACGCGCCGUCGCCGAAGAAGCACCACGAGGCGCGGCACCACGCGUCGAAGAAGGGCUCGCACGAGCACCGGAAGAAGAGCGCCGAGCCGCCCAAGCCGCCGCACAAGACGAACCCCUUCACCGUCGCGCGCGCGGCGGCCAUCUUCAAGACGCGCGGCGAGGCGAGCCACUGGGUCGAGUGCAGCGACCUCAGCAGCGGCCAGGUCUACUACUCGAACACGAAGACGGGCGAGACGACGUGGACGAAGCCCUCCGGCUACCACGGCCCGGAGGCCAUCGCGCCCGGCGGCAAGGCCAAGUGGCUCGAGGCCCACGACCCCAAGAGCGGCCUGCCCUUCUACACGAAUGCGGCGACGGGCGAGACGACGUGGGACCGGCCCAAGGGCGUCGAGAUCAAGCCCGCGCCCGCCAAGGGCGCGAGGACGCGGACCCUCUCCGCGGACACGAAGAAGUUCGCCGACAUCUAG
Molecule: messenger RNA, 8916 nt
Organism: Aureococcus anophagefferens
Lineage: Eukaryota; Pelagophyceae; Pelagomonadales; Pelagomonadaceae
Exons: 3
Coding region: 1-8916 (2971 amino acids)
Molecular function (GO): protein binding
Source: RefSeq, a predicted model, not a curated record